ACGGGUGGCAGUAAAUCUUACAUCGCGACCUACCGUUUUUCGAUCGUGUAGUGCUCGGUCGUGUGGAGUCUCUCUAACUAGCUAUCUAACGGUUGGAUUGUCGUACAUAUAGUCACACUGCCCCAAGUCGCAUUUCUGCCACCAACCGCCGUCGUUUUCUAGCGUUUCAUCAAAGUCAAUCAAUUUUCGGUUACAUUCGGCGAGCAUAAAACAAGAAUAUGUCUACGAGCCGUUAUUUAAACUGGUCGCGACCGUCACCCGGUAGGCAUCAUCCGCUCCGUAAGCAGGUUUCCUGCUUCGAGUCUUUCUCCGGCGGUGGGAGAAGUCUGUCGGUGAACAACCUUGCCACUUCGGUGUCCACGGACAAGAGUGCCGACUUUGCCACCUUCGUAACGGCUGCCAUCAUUCACAAGAAUCGUUUUCAAAGUUAUAACACUUACCAUCAGGCGCACAGUCGGGAUCCGGUUAUCAUAUCUGGUGGCACAUCGACGACACUUGGUUCCGACGGACCUCCGAGGGCAACACCGCGUCGACGACCUGCCAGCGCUCACACAUCAUCUUCGUCGUCUAUGCUGUCCGGAACUUCUGCGAUGGCAAGGAAGCUGAACGCCCACGAGAGCCGGAAGGUGCUGACCAAGCAACUUUCGUUGGAUCAUCCGAACGUGGGUGGUGGACCUCCGGCGGGCCAUGCGUGGACUACGACUGCCAGUCGGACGGCUUCUGUAUGCGGACCCAGUCCGGUUGGAUUCGAUGAUCAAUCGCACGGUGUAUCGAAAACGUGUGGAAGUUCUGGAAUCAAGAAGCGACCACCAGGAGCUGGAGUGAAAAAUGAUGCCGAACCGAACGAACACAUCAAAAAAGCCCUAAAGCAGGGCAAGGACUCCCGAAUCAACAUCAAGAUUUUCCUCGGUCAAUCUGUGCAGCAGGAUUCGUCCGACACCGGUCACAGUGACACGGAAUGUUCCCCGAACCAAUCGCAACAACAACAACACCAUCGAAAUCAGAACCAAUCCAAUUCGCAACAGCAGCAACAGCAACAACAACAACAGAAACAACAUAAUCAACAACAGCAAGGCAAUCAAAAGGCGGAAGCGGAAAAUUCGCAACCGGAAGUUGAAAGUAAACCCAAACAACCGCAGCCAUCUUCUUCCUCUUCCACCGGUGGCGGUCGUGGUUCGUCCCUAGCCCAACGUCGAGCUCAGUUCCAGGCGAGUCGUCAACAUUCCGAAGCAGCCGAAAGACGCCCGCCGCUGGUGCGGGCUAUGUCAGCUCCCAUCCGACCAAUAGACACCGAUUCCAAGUUCCUACAGAGUAAGAAAAAAACACGAAAGAAGAAAGUUUUGCGUGAACGAGACGAGAUAAACGAGUGCGAUGAGGACGACUUUGACGAGGAAACACUUAAACUCAACGCGACCAAUAGCAAGAACACGCUCGCUACUUCCGGUCCAAGGUCACGAUCGGUGCUAGGAGGAGCGUGCGACAUCGAAACACUCGUGUCGUUGCUCAGUUCCGGCGGAAGUGACUCCGAGAAGGAGGAUACAGCACCUCCGGACAGUGUGGACGGCAGUAACACUUCGUCGACCAUAAACUACAACAACAUAAACUUCAACUCGGUGCUGAAGUCACGUGCUCCAAUGCUCAAGAAGGCCGGCAAGUCGGUUUCAUUCCAGGAGACCGAGCUGAAGCAAAGUGCCGGACUCAACCGCGAUUAUUACCAACCUGGUCAUCGAAAGCCACCGUCACUGCAACCGUUUGCCAAUCGAAUCAGGAGAAGCCAACAGUUGGCCAAUACGCUGAAUGCGUUUCAGAAGAAGAAGAAUUUACCCGAAGAUAACAAAUCCGACGACGAUAAAGAUACACAAAGCGACGAUGAGUCCAAGGAAUUCAUCGCCGCCAAAAUCGCUACCAGUCGUCCGAACCCACCGGCCCAAACUACGAAAACGAUUCCAACGAUUCCAGAAGUCGGCGAUUCCAGCACUACCGCUGGCAAUCAGGAUCUGGUGGAUGGCCAAACGCCAAAGGAACGCGAAUGCUAUCGACUAUUCCAGAAGAUGUCCAACAUGGGCCUGUCGGUGUCGUACGAUACGAUCCUCCGUGGAAUGCUGACUCCAACCGAACUGAGAGUAUUGCAGAAGCAGAAGACCAAACUUCAGAAGCAGCAGGAAUCGCGUCAGAACAGCAGCGAAACGGAGACCAACGACAGUAGCGAUAACAGUAAGAGCGAUGGCUUAACUACUUUAAACACUUUCAUUGAUGGUAAUCGACCAGAACUGGAAAUCCUCAACGGACCACCAUCAGUUUUGAUAUCGGAACAAACCGUAGCUGUAGAGUAAACGGUAGAGCAAUAUCGGCUUCAAACAAACCCACAUGAUAGAAAACAAGUAAAAUUCAAGCAACAUUUUUGGUUUGGUCAGCAAACUGUGAUAGAAGAUUAAGAAACUGGAUACUCGGUUGGGUACAAAAAAAAAACCAUUGGAACGAAGUUACGAAGCACCUAUUAUUGAAGCGCACAUUCGAUCGACCAGAGUUUAAAGAAUGUUGGUAACAGAAACAGAGUUUGUUUGAUAUUAUAUAUGGCAACGGAAGCAGAGAUCAGAAUCAAUUCGUUAACCAAACCCUCAAUAAACCUAUGAUGGCACCGUUGAAGCUCACUUUGUUAGACAUAUUUUGCUUUAGAAAGCUUUAGGAGGCACACUCUAAUAAAGAAUGUAUGUUCCGAUAAAAAA
Aedes aegypti (yellow fever mosquito) is the source of this 2726-nucleotide messenger RNA. RefSeq names its product AF4/FMR2 family member 4. NCBI's taxonomy places the organism in Eukaryota, Metazoa, Arthropoda, Insecta, Diptera, Culicidae. The record is from RefSeq and is a predicted model, not a curated record. The transcript is spliced from 6 exons. Bases 219 to 2333 code for a protein of 704 amino acids.